GUGAAAGUGAACCGCGUAAAAGCAGAACUUAGACAUUCCUGCCAAAAGGAAGUGGAUUGAAAGGAAGAGAAGCAGAGCUUCUGUGAAGAGAAAAUUGUCCUAUCUCUUCGCCAGUGUCAGAAUGUGGAAAUGUUUACAAAAUGCUCAUUAAAAGAAAAAAGGAUCGCAAGAUAGAAACAAAAUCUGGUGCACAAGUUUACACUGGGGAGAUAAGAAAGGCUAGGCCCCUAUAGGGGAUUUUGUUAUCCAAUUACUGCAACCUGACUUUUGAGGGGAGAGGAAGAGUGCUAGGGGGAGGGAGAGAGAGGGGAAGAGUUUCCAAACUUGUCUCCAGUGACACGAGACAUUAACGCGCUACAAGAUAAAACUGCCACUUAGAGCCCAGGAGAGCUAAACCUUCCCGGGUUGGCCUGGGGGCUUGAGCAGAGUCAUGGGUUCUCUGGCCCUGCAACUGUGCGCUCUCGUCUGCCUGGUGGUUCACUCAGUUUCCGGCAGCCCCAUCAUGAGUCUGGAGCAGUCACCUCUGGAAGAAGAUAUGCCCCUCUUCGAUGAUGUCUUCUCAGAGCAAGAUGGUGUCGACUUUAACACAUUGCUGCAAAGCAUGAAGAAUGAAUUCCUCAAGACACUGAACCUCUCCGACAUCCCUUCGCAGGAUUCAGCCAAGGUUGACCCACCAGAGUACAUGCUGGAGCUCUACAACAAGUUUGCAACAGAUCGGACCUCCAUGCCAUCUGCCAACAUCAUUAGGAGCUUCAAAAAUGAAGAUCUGUUUUCCCAGCCAGCCAGUUUUAAUGGGCUCCGAAAAUACCCUCUCCUCUUCAAUGUGUCCAUUCCUCACCAUGAAGAGGUUAUCAUGGCUGAACUGAGGUUGUACACGCUGGUGCAAAGAGAUCGCAUGAUCUAUGAUGGAGUAGACCGAAAAAUUACCAUUUUUGAGGUACUAGAGAGCAGAGGGGACAGUGAGGGUGAAAGAAGCAUGCUGGUCUUGGUGUCAGGGGAGAUCUAUGGAACCAACAGUGAGUGGGAGACUUUUGAUGUCACUGAGGCCAUUAGACGUUGGCAAAAGUCAGGUUCAUCCACCCACCAGCUGGAGGUCCACAUUGAGAGUAGACACGACGGAGUUGAGGAUGCUGGCAGGGGACAACUGGAAAUAGACACCAGUGCCAGGAAUAAGCAUGACCCUUUGCUUGUCGUGUUUUCUGAUGACCAAAGCAGCGAGAAGGAGCGGACAGAAGAACUGAAUGAAAUGAUUGCCCAUGAGCAACUUCUGGAGUUUGACAACUUGGGCAUGGACAGUUAUUCCAGCGGACCUGGAGAAGAAGCUUUGCUGCAAAUGAGGUCAAACAUCAUCUAUGACUCCACUGCCCGCAUCAGAAGGAAUGCUAAAGGAAACUACUGCAAGAGGACCCCGCUCUACAUCGAUUUCAAAGAGAUUGGCUGGGACUCUUGGAUCAUCGCCCCACCUGGAUAUGAAGCCUACGAAUGCCGUGGGGUUUGCAACUACCCCCUUGCAGAGCAUCUCACACCCACAAAGCAUGCGAUUAUCCAGGCCCUGGUCCACCUCAAGAAUUCCCAAAAGGCUUCCAAAGCCUGCUGUGUGCCCACCAAGCUAGAGCCCAUCUCCAUCCUCUACUUAGACAAAGGCGUGGUCACCUACAAGUUCAAAUAUGAAGGCAUGGCAGUCUCUGAAUGUGGCUGUAGAUAGAAGAGGAGUCCUGUGCUAAUUUAAUAACUGUAAAUGUGUAUAUUUUGUGUUCCUAUUUAAUGAGAUUAUUUAAUAAGAGUGUACAGAUGAUAGAGGCUUGCUGCCUUAGGGAAAUGGGCAGGUCAGUUUGUUGUAGGAAAUGCAUGUUUUGCUAAUACAAUAUCAUCCCUUCCAAUAUGUUUUUCUUUGGACUUGCCAUUUCUUGUCAAUGCCAUUUCCAAUAGCAAGUGGCAAGCCACACUAAUUGUCCUCUAUGUCAAUUUGAAAACAACAGGCCCUAAGCAGAAAUAGAGUGUCAGUGAUAGAUACUUGUGUAUGUAUAUGUGUACAGAGAUAAACUUACAAAAUUCUCCUGGUUCUAUAGAGGUAGAUUAUACUCCCUCAUAUGCAUGACUCAAUCAAAUGUGUAUAUAUUAAAAACUGAUGGUAUAUUCUCAGUCAACUCUUCUCUGAGUAGGAUUUAUGUCAAGAUAAUUUGCACCAGGAAUUUGACCAUCCUAUGAAGUAUGACAUUUCCUAAAUACUAUUGGAAAUGUAGGUGUAGCUUUUUUUUUUUUAACUUUUUUAAAGUUUAUUUAUUUAUUUUGAGAGAGAUAGAGACAGUGUGAGUAAGGGAGGGGCAGAGAGAGAUAGAGGGAGAGAGAGAGAGAGAGAGAGAGAGAGAGAAUCCCAAGUAGGCUCUGCAUGAUCAGCACACAGCCCGAUGUGGGGCGCGAACUCACAAAACUGCGAGAUUAUGACCUAAGCUGAAACCAAGAGUCAGAGGCUUAACUGACUGAACCACCCAGGCGCCCGGAAAUGUAGAUUAGCUUUUAUCAGUUGAGUUUGUGCCAUUGCUCAGGGCAACAGGACCAGGUAAAGGGUGCUGCCUGUUUAAGGAGAGGGGUUAUCUGAUACAGAAAUCAAAGGGCUUCAAGAGGCAGUGGCCUUAAGCUACAUUACCAAAGAAUGAGUCCCUGGAACACCACUGCGCUCUAGAGGGCAGCGCCUGGUCAAGAAAAAAAAAAAAAGAAAGAAAAAACAAACAGAAGGAACUUCAGGAUGUUCCUGAGAUAACAGGACAGCAAGGCCAUGUGUGUUGGCCUUUACUGCUGCAGAGGGUAGAGGAGGUGGGACGGUGCUCGCAGGAGAAGAGAGAAAAGGAUAUAGAUGCUAACCUAGGAUGUGUUUGUAAAAUUAUAAGCAGUUUUAACUGGAGAUUUAAAUCUUUUGGACAAAAUAAAAUUACCCAAGACCAAGAGGAGGAAAAUCAGAAGGGAUCUGUUUGUUGGACUCUUCUUAAUAUUUUUCUUUAAUUCUUACUAUUUCUCCCUUGCCUCUGCACCCCUGCUUUUGCUUCUUUCCACCCGUCUCCUUCCUUCUUUCUUUUCUUGCCCCAGCGUCUCAUAUCCUUCUGUCAUUUUUGUUUCUCCUGUCUUCAUUGGCCUUUAUUGCCCUUGCUGUGGGGUUGGGAGGGAACACCUGAAAGCAUUUGCUGUCAGGGUGAGUGGGGUUAGUGCUCUAAUUUCUAGAUUUCCUCCCAAGAUUUAAUUUGACUUUAUUCUAAUAAGUAUUCUUUAUGAAAGGUUUUGUUCAUGAAGAAUACUUUAGUAUAAGAAAAAGAAAACCAGGGUCCAAACAGAUACAUCUAAAUAAAUGGAUCCAUAAAGAGACACACAAGCUAAUGACUCAAGAGCUAAGCCUCAAUUCUGAAAUCAGGUUUGCCCCCUGGUAGGCUUCCCAACUCUCCCAUGCUGCAGUCUCCCAGUUUGGAACUGGCCAGGACUAAGGUAAUGGGGAAGUGUUCCUGAUACAGAUGGUCCAAUGGGCUUAACAGCAGUUGGCUACAUGGAGGGACACUGAGGCUCUGAUCUUAGCUCCCCCCAGCACCAACAUCCAUGUGAUAUCAUGGGCUUUGUGCAGGAAGAACGAGAGCAGUAUAGGUCUCAAAUUGUUUUGACUCCUCCAGGAAGCCGACACUGAAGGUUCACACUUCUAGGAAUGUGGUUUCCAGUACAUUGUCCCCCACUCACCCCAUUGAAUGCUUCCUUAAGAAGUCUUGCAUUUUUUUUUUUACCAUGGGAAACCAGCAGCCUCCCUUUCACAAACCUCUUGGGGUGAUAAACUCAAAUUGCACUAGAAAAUAGAGGUAAGGGAAGCUAGAAGGACAUUUUGUCCGAUUUGGGCCUCUGCUCUGUAUAUCCAUUGUCCACUGAUGUCCAGAGGGCAGAUUCUGGGAAAUCACUGCCC
Molecule: messenger RNA, 3934 nt
Organism: Acinonyx jubatus (cheetah)
Lineage: Eukaryota; Metazoa; Chordata; Mammalia; Carnivora; Felidae
Gene: BMP10
Product: bone morphogenetic protein 10
Exons: 2
Coding region: 431-1705 (424 amino acids)
Biological process (GO): SMAD protein signal transduction; BMP signaling pathway
Cellular component (GO): extracellular region
Molecular function (GO): growth factor activity; cytokine activity
Source: RefSeq, a predicted model, not a curated record